Molecule: messenger RNA, 994 nt
Organism: Otolemur garnettii (small-eared galago)
Lineage: Eukaryota; Metazoa; Chordata; Mammalia; Primates; Galagidae
Product: apolipoprotein R-like
Exons: 4
Coding region: 171-773 (200 amino acids)
Source: RefSeq, a predicted model, not a curated record
GCCAGGGGUGUGCUCAGCACCUGGUCUUCUGGUCACUCCCACUGACCCUCCCCAUUAGUGAUAUUGGGCCUUGUUAAAGCUGAGCUCCUUGGCUUAAGCAUUUCAACUCUCUGGGAACAUUGAGCCCCUCUGAGUGUGACCCCUGAGUGUGGCCACUGAGGCUCUGUGCCAUGUCCUCUGAAUUACAGGGCACUUGCCCAGCAUGGUGCCUAUUUGGGAUCUUGACUCUACUCCUGUGUCCUUCUGGUUUGUGUGAUUGCCAAAUGCCUCCCCCCAUUGCCCAUGGAUUCUAUAAGGAUAUGAGUUCAUUGUUAUCCUUUACUACUGUGAUACACUAUGGAUGUGAUGAAGGAUAUGUUCUGGAUGGAAAGGCUAAAAUCACCUGCUCAUAUUCACGUUGGUCAUCUCCAGCUCCUCAGUGUAAAGCUCAGUGUCUGAAACCAGAGAUAGAAAAUGGAAAGCUGUCUGUCGAUGAGAAUCAGUACGUUGAACAUGAAAAUAUUGCCAUCCCGAAUCAUUAUAUUGAAUCUGAAAAUGUCACUGUUCAAUGUGACCCUGGCUAUGCUGUGGUUGGCCCCCAAACUAUCACCUGCACAGAGAACGGAACCUGGUACCCAGAGGUGCCCAAGUGUGAGUGGGAUAUGCCUAAUGGCUGUGAGAGUGUGUUUACAGGCAGAAAACUCAUACAGUGUCUCCCGUUCCCAGAGGAUGUGAAGAUGGUCCUGGAGGUGUAUAAGCUGUCUCUGGAGAUUAAACAACUGGAGCAAAAGUGAGACUUGAAGAGGAAGAGCACCAGUUAGAAACUUGUCCAUCUACCCACCUCCAGUAUAGAGCAUUUGGUAUAUUAUAUUUUUCUCCAGGAAUUCUACUGCUCCUUAGGUACUAUUAUUCACUACAGCAGUGUUUUUCAACCUCUUUUUUAAUCUCACGGCACACUUGAACAUAUAGUGAAACUUCCACAGCACACUUAAACUAUGUUGAUCAAUAAAAAAGA